Molecule: messenger RNA, 1792 nt
Organism: Trichechus manatus latirostris (Florida manatee)
Lineage: Eukaryota; Metazoa; Chordata; Mammalia; Sirenia; Trichechidae
Gene: POPDC2
Product: popeye domain containing 2
Exons: 4
Coding region: 1-1095 (364 amino acids)
Biological process (GO): striated muscle cell differentiation; skeletal muscle tissue development; regulation of membrane potential
Cellular component (GO): sarcolemma
Molecular function (GO): cAMP binding
Source: RefSeq, a predicted model, not a curated record
AUGAGCGCCAAUAGCAGCACAGUGAGCCAGCUCCCCUGGCAGGGGCCGGUGUGCGUUGGCUGGAGGCAGGAUCUGGAAGGGGCUCUUUACCACCUGGCCAACUGCAUCUUGCUCCUGGGCUUCAUGGGGGGCAGCGGGGUAUAUGGAUGCUUCUACCUCUUUGGCUUCCUGGGUACGGGCUACUCGUGCUGUGUGCUGUGGGGCUGGUUCAAUGCCUGCAGCCUGGACAUCAUCCUCUGGAGCUCCCUGCUGGCAGUGGCCUGUCUGCUCCAGCUGGUACACCUGGUAUACCGCCUGCGGGACGACACCCUCCCCAAGGAGUUCGACCUCCUCUACAAGACUCUGUACCUGCCCCUGCAGGUGCCCCUGCAGACAUACAAGGAGAUUGUUCACUGCUGCCAGCAGCAGGUCUUGGCUCUGGCCACUGAGCAAACCUAUGCUGUGGAGGGUGAGACACCCAUCAACUGCCUGUCCUUGCUGCUCGCUGGCCGGGUUCGUGUGAGCCAAGAUGGGCAGUUUCUGCACUACGUCUUUCCAUACCAGUUCAUGGACUCUCCCGAGUGGGAAUCGCUGCAGCCCUCUGAGGAGGGGGUGUUCCAGGUCACUCUGACUGCUGAGACCACAUGUAGCUACAUUUCCUGGCCCCGGAAAAGUCUCCACGUUCUUCUGGCCAAAGAUCGAUACAUCUCCCGCCUCUUCUCAACCUUGCUGGGCUAUGACAUCUCAGAGAAGCUCUACGCUCUCAACGACAAAUUCUUUGCGAAGUUUGGCCUGCGCUUUGAUAUCCGCCUUCCCAGCCUCUACCAUGUCCUGGGUCCUGCUGCCCCGGACGCAGGGCCAGAGUCCAAGAAGAAUGAUGAGGAAGUCUGUGAGCCAGCAAUGUCCUCUCCUCAGGCCCUGCCCACAUCUGCCCAGAAAACACCUCCUUGUCCUCCCCCUCCAGCUGCCACCAACCCUCCUGUACCUCCUUCCCAGGUCAGGAUGUCCAGGCCCAACAGUGGCAUCCUGGCUUCUCAAACUCCCCUCCAGAGCUACCGUCAAGUGAUGUCCAAGGGACAGGCCCCUUUGGUUCCAACCCACACUCCUGAACUUUAAGGAUGGAUCCACGGUCCUUUUCUCUGUGGGCGGCCUAGCUGUCUGCCCAUGUUAAUAGUCACAGGAAGGUCACUGUUAUGCACACCCAUCUUCUUACCUACUGGUGGGCUCCCAGGCAUGGUGGGGAGAACACAGAAGACACCGGCACUGCAGCUACCCCACGAGGCCCUGGACGACUUCUAAAAAUUCACCCGCAUAAGCCUUCCUUUGGGAGGAUACAAGUAAAAGCGCAGGAGCACAGAUUCCAUCGUUUACUAGCUGCAUGAUUGUGGACAAGCUCCAGAGCCUCUCUGAGCCUCAUCUGUAAAGUGGGAAUCAUAAAACCCACCUCACAGGGUUGCUGUGAGGAUUAGAUCAGUUGAUUUAGGUAAAGCACCUUGCACGUGGCUUGGCACCUACUAAGCACUCAAUAAACCACUCGAUUCCUUGCCCCCUGUUGUUUCAUUGAGAUGUCAAAAAGGAUGGAUGGAGUGAGCAGUCCAAGAAGUUCUCACCGAUGGUUCUUAUUUUUAUUUUUUUAAAUUAAAAUUUAACUAGUCAGAAUCGACUCGAUGGCAACGGGUUUGGUUUUUUGGUUAAUAGAAUUUAAAAACACAGUUUUCUCUUAAGCUUUUAAGUUCAACUUACAAAUUCCUUGCUCUAAUUAUGAAUCUAGUACUGAACAAUAGUUUUCAGGGACGUUUUUAUAAACUUAGUU